Molecule: messenger RNA, 2362 nt
Organism: Cyclopterus lumpus (lumpfish)
Lineage: Eukaryota; Metazoa; Chordata; Actinopteri; Perciformes; Cyclopteridae
Product: adhesion G protein-coupled receptor G3-like
Exons: 17
Coding region: 40-2145 (701 amino acids)
Biological process (GO): cell surface receptor signaling pathway; adenylate cyclase-activating G protein-coupled receptor signaling pathway
Cellular component (GO): membrane
Molecular function (GO): G protein-coupled receptor activity
Source: RefSeq, a predicted model, not a curated record
UCUGAAGCAGGGAAUAGAUCACACGUACUGGGACAGUUAAUGCCAUUAAACAACAUGAGCUGGACCACUUGGGUUUUGUUUGUGGGCCUUCUGUGGAGUUAUCCUGUUUCCGGUGGAAAAAAAGAUCUCGAAGAUUGUUUGCAGAAGAGACAACAUUUUGUUAUUGUUGAUACAUUCAAUGGCUUCAUCACUGCAGAUGAAGAUUGGGGUCAGAAAACUGAGUCUGACCAGAGUUGCAUCCUAUUUCUGCAGAACAACACGGUGAAACAAAGUAUAUUUGGAAAUAUAUUUCCUCAAGUGGAGGAAUAUAGGGUUUUUUCUGUACUACACGUCUCAGAGGAGUACACCUUGUUGGGCGGGUGUCUGUGUGUCCUGAAAGGGAGGCAGUGUAACUCCACAAUAUUUUCCCUCAAAGAUUUCUCUUGUAAUUCAAUGGUUGUCGUGAAUUACCCAGGACCUUGCGAGCAUACAUGUCUGAAGAGAGCUGCAUGUCAACAACCAUACAAUGUGUGCAACACAAAGUCUCCUCAGGUCGAAAACAAGUACAUCAUCAACAUGAAGAGAAGAACAUGUUCCAACUGUAAUCUAGGGAUGUUGCCGGAAGUUGAAAAGGAAUUGGAUUCAAUAUUGCCAACUGAAGUUGGAGAAAAAAUCGACGCCGCCAAAGCCAAUGGAUUCAUGAACGAAAUGGCCAACGUUGCCGCCUCCAUCACAGCUUCUUCGGUUGCACUGACCGGGGGAAAAGGAAUAUUUGGUAUCUUAGUGAAACAAACAGACCACCAAAAUCUCAUGGAGGAAUCCUUUGGUUUUGUGGACAAAAAGAACAAGAUAUAUAUGAUAGAAGGCAAAGAUAUUCAGACUCAAUACUCGAAAAUUGUCACGCUGCCCAAAGAAGCGUUUGAAAAAGCCGCGAGUCUGAAGGAUGACAUGCCAUUUGUAGCCAUUCUACAAUUCAACAAUCUGAUUUCGGAUGAGAAGAAAAGCACUCUUUUAAGCAAUGAGGUUUUCGCAAUUGAAAUGGGAACUAAUCAAAUCACUAAUCUCAAAGAAAAAAUAUACAUCAAUUACUCGAACAUUACCAAUGAAAGCAACCCGUCUUGUCGUUCAUGGAAUGGUGAAGGAAGCCGACCAAAGUGGACUGAGGACGGAUGUCAGACCCAAAUAAAUAAUGACACCAUUACGUGCGCGUGUUCGCAUUUGACCUUUUUUGCUAUCUUAUUGGCUCCUGCUAAUCAAACCAUAUCUGCUUCUCAACUGAAGUACCUCACCAUCAUCACCCAAGUUGGCUGUGGCUUGUCCAUGUUCUUCCUCUGCAUAGUCCUCUUCAUGCACUUCCUUCUGAGGAGGACCACGGCCAGUACAGCCACAUUGAUUCUCAUCCACCUGGUGUCGUCCAUGUUCCUGCUGGACCUCACUUUUCUGAUCAACAACUUUGUGGCAAAACUGAAGAACUCUUGGGGUUGUAAGAUCGAGGCGGCUCUCAUGCACUACUUCAUGUUGACCACUUUUACUUGGUUUGCCGUGCAGGCCUUCAACCUCGGCCUGAAUCUCUACCGUGGGGGCCAAAUUGGAAUCCGUCAUUACCUACUCAAAGUCUCCAUUACCAGUUGGGUACUACCGAUUGUAGUUGGGAUCAUCCUGUUCUCCUUAGGAACAUAUGGUGAACAAGUCAUCUCCACUAAUGACACUGAAUACAAUGUGACCAUAUGCUGGAUAACGGACAAUGACGUGCACUACAUUGUCAACAUAGGUUACUAUGUGUUGGUCUUCCUCUUCACCUUCACUACCUUCAUCAUCGUAGUGUUCUGGCUCUUUCAUCUCAAGAGAGCGGGCAGUGGAAGCAGCAUCGCAGAAAUAAGCACAAAUAGAAACAGCAUCUCAAUCAUCCUGGGACUGUGUUGCAUGAUGGGUAUCACCUGGGGUUUUGCCUUCUUCGCCUACGGUGCUCUCCGGAUCCCCUCCUACUACAUUUUCACGGUCUUGAAUUCUUUCCAAGGUUUCUUCCUGUUCCUCUACUACAUUAAAACCGGUCACUCAGGAGAGCUGACCAGUGGUCAGGAAAGCUCAGCCAGCAUCAACACUGUUCAGAGCAUCGCCGACGACGAUAACCCCUACGUCAACUUCAAACCCCGGAAAGAUAUGUGAGACUAAAGGGGGACGCUGAUCGGCUUGAAGUAAGCGACUAAAAGCAAGUAGUAUUAAGUAGAACGUGUACUGGUUUAUAACAUUGUAAUAGGCGUCUGCCAUGACAUAUUUAUUGAAGGUCAUUAGUGUAUGGGGAAAUUGCUUUAAUACUACAUUGUUUAGUUUCUUAGAAGCAGACUUUUGUUUGCACAAUGUCAUUCAUUGAGGAUGCGAAGAG